UUUCUCUUUCGAGUGUGCUCGGUCGGCGAGUGCCAGGUUUUCUUAAAUAAACACGAAAUAUAACUCAAAUAACCCCCGUGUUAGCUUCAAAAUGAAAAUCGUGUGCACUAAAUCCAACCCGCCUUUAGGUGGUCUUUUGGCUGUGGAGCUUUAUAGGUCUCAGUCGAAGAGUAUCGAGGUCGUGUGGGGCAAUGAGUCCACUGUUACGCUGCCAAACGCUAAGAAACCCGUGCCAUAUGGGACAAGCAAUGACCUGAUAAGGAUACUGGAGAAUGCCUUUAACAAAUCCGCUGGGCCUCUACAGAAGGUGACGAUGAACCAUUGGCUGUCCUUCAGCCUAAUCAUGGAGGACGAGAUGCCCAAAUCUGUGGAGUACUUGGACAAAACUCUUGGCCCACUCACUUAUUUAGUUGGUGAAUCUUUGUCUGUCUCUGAUUUGGCUGUCUUCAGUGUGUUGUAUGUGUCAAAUAAGUUCAAGGAGAUCUCAAAGUCCAACCCAUCAAUCAAUAUAGAGAGAUGGAUGAAGCUGGUGCAGGCUCAGCCAGCCGUUGCCAAGGCAUUGAAGGAGUUGCCUAUGGAUGCUCUUGAGAACCUAUUUAAAGCCUCAAACAGGAGGUCUCCAUCUGCCAACCCUGAGACAGCCUCAUCAGGUCGGCAGCAGGAGGGUAAGUUUGUGGAGCUGCCUGGCGCUGAGAUGGGGAAAGUGGUUGUGCGGUUCCCGCCUGAGGCUUCUGGGUUCCUCCACAUCGGGCACGCUAAAGCGGCGCUGUUGAACCAGUACUACCAGCAGGCGUUCAAGGGCAAACUGAUCAUGAGGUUCGAUGACACCAACCCUGCCAAGGAGAACGCAGAGUUUGAAAAGGUGAUCCUAGAAGACGUGGAGAUGCUGGAGAUAAAGUGGGACAUGUUCACCCACACGUCGCAGUACUUCGAGCUGAUGCUGCAGAUGUGCGAGCAGCUCAUCAAGGAGGGGAAGGCCUUCGUCGACGACACGCCCGCCGACCAGAUGAAGACCGAGCGCGAGCAGAAGACACCCAGCAAGAAUAGGGACAACUCGGUAGCCCAGAACCUAGAACUCUGGGAGGAGAUGAAAAAAGGCACGGCGCGCGGCGUGCAAUGCUGUGUGCGCGCUAAGAUCGACAUGCAGUCAGCCAACGGCUGCAUGCGGGACCCCACCAUCUACCGCUGCAAGCCCGAGCCGCACCCUCGCACCGGCAUGAAGUACAAAGUGUACCCAACGUACGACUUCGCCUGCCCUAUAGUGGACUCGAUCGAGGGCGUGACCCACGUGCUGAGGACUAUGGAGUACCACGACCGGGACCCGCAGUUCUACUGGUUCAUAGACGCGCUGGGGCUGAGGAAGCCUUACAUCUGGGAGUACAGCAGAUUGAGCAUGACCAACACAGUACUAUCCAAGAGGAAGUUGACGUGGUUCGUCGAGCAAGGCUUAGUCGAUGGAUGGGAUGACCCCCGCAUGCCGACGGUGCGCGGCGUGCUGCGGCGCGGCAUGACUGUGGAGGGACUGCGGCAGUUCAUCCAGGCGCAGGGCUCCAGCCGCUCCGUCGUCUUCAUGGAGUGGGACAAGAUCUGGGCCAUCAACAAGAAGGUCAUCGACCCCAUAGCGCCUCGCUAUACAGCUUUAGAAACGAACCCAGUACCAGUGAACCUGAAAAGCGUAUCACAGAGCAGCUUCACUGUGGCCCUUCACCCUAAGAACCCCGACGUAGGGUCUAAGACCGUAUGGGUGUCUAACAGACUGUUAAUAGACCAGGUGGAUGCUAAAACCUUGAAGGAAGGUGAAAACGCGACUUUUAUCAACUACGGGAAUAUUAUGAUUGAUAAGAUUCAUAAGUCUGCAGACGGCACAGUGACCAGUAUAGACGCGACUCCCAACCUCGACAAUAAGGAUUACAAGAAGACUCUCAAACUGACCUGGUUGGCUGACACACCGCAGUCGCCCGCUGUGGAAGUGUUCUGCGUAUACUUCGACCACAUCAUCUCCAAACCACUACUGGGCAAGGAUGAAGACUUCAAGCAGUAUAUCGGCCAUCAGACCAGGUGGGAGAUCCCAAUGCUGGGCGAGCCGGAGCUGUCCAAGGUGAAGGUGGGCGACAUCAUCCAGCUGCAGCGCCGUGGCUUCUUCCGCGUGGACGUGGCGCCAACACCGCGCUCGCAGCACACCAGCCGCGCCGCGCCGCUGGUACUGCUGCAUGUCCCUGAUGGACACACCAAGGAGAUGCCCGGACAGCCAAAGCCGGUGCAAACAUCAGCAGCCAAGCAAACGGCUCCGAGUGCCGGUGGUGACGCUGCCAAGUUGAACGAGGAGAUCGCCAAGCAGGGUGACCUUGUCCGCACUCUGAAGUCCGGCAAGGCUGAGAAGGCCAAGGUCGAUGAGGCCGUGAAGGCGUUAUUGGAGCUCAAAGCCAAGUACAAGGCUGCUACUGGACAGGAGUGGAAACCAGGCGCAAACCCACCUGCAUCAACCGCAGCCCCAACUGCCGGUGGUGACGCAGCCAAGUUGAACGAGGAAAUCACCAAGCAGGGCGACCUUGUCCGCACUCUGAAGUCUGCCAAGGCUGAGAAGGCCAAGGUCGAUGAGGCCGUCAAGGUCUUAUUGGAACUGAAGGCCAAGUACAAGGCAGCUACUGGACAGGACUGGAAGCCAGGUGCAAAUCCUCCCGCGACAGCUUCAGCUCCAAGUGCUGGCGGUGACGCUGCCAAGUUGAACGAGGAGAUCACCAAGCAGGGCGACCUUGUCCGGACUCUGAAGUCCGCCAAGGCUGAGAAGGCCAAGGUGGACGAGGCCGUCAAGGCUUUAUUGGAACUGAAGGCCAAGUACAAGGCAGCUUCUGGACAGGACUGGAAACCAGGUGCAAAUCCACCUGCUUCAACCCCAGCGCCAGCCGCAACCCAAGUGGCCGGUGGUGACACUGCCAAGUUGAACGAGGAGAUCACCAAGCAGGGCGACCUUGUCCGGACUCUGAAGUCCGCCAAGGCUGAGAAGGCCAAGGUGGACGAGGCCGUCAAGGUCUUAUUGGAACUGAAGGCCAAGUACAAGGCAGCUACUGGACAGGACUGGAAGCCGGGUACAGCCCCCGCCGCAUCGCCCGCCGCUGCGCCCACGCAGGGAAACAACCAAACCGCUGCGCUGCUCAAACAGAUCGCCGCGCAGGGAGACAAGGUGCGCAAGCUGAAAGGCGAAAAGGCUGAUAAAUCUACGGUUGAUAUUGAGGUGAAGAAUCUCCUAAACCUGAAAGCCCAAUACAAGGCAAUAACGGGCGUGGAUUGGACGCCGAACGCAGCGAAGGAAGCAACGCCGCCGAAGGAAGCGAGCGCAGCAAUGAACGGAGCGGACGCAGCCGCCGCGCUCGCUGCGGAGGUCGCCAAGCAAGGGGACCUUGUUAGAGAUCUCAAGGCUAAGAAGGCUGAUAAGGCAACCGUAGACGCCGAAGUAAAGAAACUUCUAGAAUUGAAGGCUAAAUAUCAGGAGCAGACUGGCACUGCGUACGCGCCGCCCAGCCAGCCGCGCGAGGCCAAGCCUAAGGAGAAGAAAGAAGCUAAGCCUAAGGAUGCUAAACCUAAGGAGGCCAAGAAGCCUAAGGAACAGUCACCUAAACCAGCGGCUCAGAAGGAGGAGUCAUCAACAGGCGUCAAGAAAAUCACCAGGCUAGGUCUUGAAGCCAGCAAAGACAAAGAUCUGCCUGAGUGGUACUCACAGGUCAUCACCAAAUCGGAGAUGAUUGACUACUACGACAUCUCCGGGUGCUACAUCCUGCGGCCGUGGUCGUACAGCAUCUGGGACCGCAUCCGCGCGUUCCUCAGCCCGCAGUUCCGCAAGCUCGGCGUCAAGGACGGCUACUUCCCCAUCUUCGUCUCCAAGGCAGUGCUGGAGCGCGAGAAGACCCACAUAGCCGACUUCGCCCCUGAAGUCGCGUGGGUGACGCACUCCGGGUCCUCGGAGCUGGCUGAACACAUCGCCAUCCGGCCCACCUCCGAGACAGCCAUGUACCCCGCCUUCGCCAGGUGGAUACAGAGCCACCGCGACCUGCCCUACAAGCUCAACCAGUGGAACAACGUUGUGCGAUGGGAGUUCAAGCAGCCGCAGCCGUUCCUGCGCACGCGCGAGUUUCUCUGGCAGGAGGGGCACACCGCCUACCGCACCACCGAGGAGGCCGGCGAGGAGGUGCUGCAGAUACUCGAUCUAUACGCGCAAGUGUACGAAGACCUCCUAGCGGUGCCGGUGAUCAAAGGCCGAAAGACUGAGAAGGAGAAGUUCGCGGGCGGAGACUACACCACCACCGUGGAGGCCUACAUACCCGCCAGCGGCCGCGGGAUACAGGGCGCAACCAGCCACCACCUGGGCCAGAACUUCUCGAAGAUGUUCGAGGUCGUAUACGACGACCCCGACACGCAGGAGAAGACCUACGUCUACCAGAACUCGUGGGGACUCACCACCAGGACCAUCGGAGUAAUGGUGUUAGUCCAUGGAGACGACCGCGGUCUGGUGUUGCCGCCGCGAGUGGCUGAUAUCCAAGCCAUCGUAGUCCCUUGCGGCAUCACGGCCUCGAGCACUCAGGAGGAGCGGAAGAAGCUCAUAGACUCGUGCAAGGAGUUGGUGGACGAGCUGGUCGCAGGAGGCAUCCGCGCUGAAGGAGAUUAUAGGGACAACUAUUCGCCGGGGUGGAAAUUCAACCAUUGGGAGCUUAAGGGCGUACCAAUCCGCGUGGAGCUGGGCCCGAAAGACAUGGCAAAGGGCGAGAUAGUAGCGGUGCGACGGCUCAACGGCGACAAGCUGACACUGAAGCGCGCCGGCGCAGCCGCCGAGGUCGACGCCCUCUUGGAGAGGACCCAGAACGAGAUGUUUGAACGGGCGACUAAGGAGCGCGACUCGCGCUUGUCGCUGGUGACCAAGUGGGAGGACUUCACGGACGCGCUGGAACGCAAGCACAUCCUGCUCGCGCCCUUCUGCGGGGAUAUACCCUGCGAGGACAGCAUCAAGAACGAUAGCGCCAGGACGGAUGACGACCCUACAACCGACGUGAAGGCUCCAGCGAUGGGAGCCAAGUCUCUCUGCAUCCCGUUCAAGCCUCCUCGUGAGCUCACUGCCUCUGACAGAUGCAUCCACCCCGCAUGCAAGAAUAAACCCAAGUUCUUUACACUCUUCGGACGAAGCUACUAAUGUCUUCCAACAUAAUACAUUGUUGAUUUUUGCUAAGAAGUAAAAAGUGUAUUUUAUAAUAAUAAAUAAAAUAAUUUAUUAAUUCAUA
Pectinophora gossypiella (pink bollworm) is the source of this 5267-nucleotide messenger RNA. RefSeq names its product bifunctional glutamate/proline--tRNA ligase (gene GluProRS). Gene Ontology annotation, molecular function: ATP binding; glutamate-tRNA ligase activity; proline-tRNA ligase activity. Gene Ontology annotation, biological process: glutamyl-tRNA aminoacylation; translation; prolyl-tRNA aminoacylation. NCBI's taxonomy places the organism in Eukaryota, Metazoa, Arthropoda, Insecta, Lepidoptera, Gelechiidae. The record is from RefSeq and is a predicted model, not a curated record. The transcript has 30 exons. Gene Ontology annotation, cellular component: aminoacyl-tRNA synthetase multienzyme complex; cytoplasm. Bases 92 to 5179 code for a protein of 1695 amino acids.